UUACGCCAAAGGCGCGAAUAACAACAAAGAAUACAUCUCAAUUUCGCCAAGCUAUUAUAGUUAAAUUAUUGUAAAAUGCUUAUGAAUUUUGUCAGUUAUGUGGAGACACGUAACCGUUUGUUUAUGACAGUGUGAAUACUAAUGGUUUUAGGCAUUUUUAUUUAACGUUCACGCUAAGUUAGAUAUACUUGUUUAAAUAUUAGCUAACUGGUCACACGGUUCCUUUUGAGGGAAGUUAGCGCAGCCUCUCUCUAAAACUGACAGUGGCCUUAGGUAAAAUGUUAUAUUCCGAUGAAUUUCUUGUUGACCUGCCAUAAUAACUUUAAGAUAUGACUAGUUGUAGUUGACACUGAUUACUGUCACAGUACAGACUUUACAUUUAUUGACAGCCUGAGUCCAUCAAGAGGAGGUUGACCAUGUCUAAAGAAGACAAAGAAGGCUUCAUUGUGAAGUUUGUGGAGAGUAAAGGGCAAAAAACAGAGUAUGCUGUCAAGGCUUAUGAGGCCAUUUUGGAGCUGCAGUCUGAGAAGCACUUGAAAACCAUUGAUGAGGAUGCCGUUUUACAGAUGGACCAGAGGGACAAGUCUCUGUUUGUGUUCAGCAACUUCACUUCUUCAGCCUUUCUGCACUGCAAGAAGCUUGGCUGCCGAGUCGUGAGUCCACUGGUGGUAUUGUACUGCCUGCAGCAUCAGCGUUGUGUUCCCAAAGCAGAGAGGCCUGUCUAUAACAUGGCCAUGGCUGACAUCACUGUUUCCUGCACCAGCCUGGAUAAAACAACACGGGCAGAGGUGAUGGAUCUGGUGCAACUCAUGGGUGGACGGGUCUAUCUUGACCUAAAUGUGUCUGUCACACACCUGAUAGCUGGAGAGGUGGGCAGCAAGAAAUACCUGGUAGCUGCCAGCCUGGGUAAACCCAUUCUGCUGCCCACAUGGGUCAAGACCUGCUGGGAGAAAUCUCAGGACAGUCUCUUCAGGUAUACAGACCUACCCACUGAGGACUAUCUGUGCCCUGUGCUCCGUGGCUGUACUGUGUGUGUGACAGGCCUCUCCAGCACAGAGCGCAAAGAGGUGCAGCGGCUCUGUGAGCAGCAUGGAGCCAACUAUACCGGUCAGCUCAAAAUGAAUGAGUGUACACACCUCAUCGUUAGUGAACCAACAGGUCAGAAGUACGAGUGUGCUCGGAAGUGGAAUGUAUAUUGUGUGUCUCUGCACUGGCUGUUUGACAGCAUAGAGAAGGGCUUUUGUCAGGACGAGAGCAGGUACACUGUGGAGCGCAACGCAUCAAAGACCACUCGACCGCACACUUCCACCCCCACCGGCACCAGCAAGAAGGAGGCUCUAGAGGGUCCAUCUCUGUUGGGCUUGAGCCACAUCUCUGUCAACGCUAGCAUGACAAUAAAUGACACGGCCCUCACCAAUAGCACCAUCAGCCGUCUGCAGGCCCCAGACCCUAUAGAUAGCUUGGACCUCACCAUCUGUCCAGCUGAUGAUAUACUGGAUGGCUGUAAGCUGUAUCUGUGCGGCCUGCCAGGGAAGAAGCUGGAGAAGCUGCGGCAUCUUGUGAACGUUGCAGGAGGUCUGCGCUUCAACCAGCCCAGUGAAGAACUCACGCAUGUGGUCAUGGGAGAGCUGGAUCAGGACCUCAAGAACUUUCUCUCCAAAGUGACUCACCGGCCCCAUGUUGUAACAGUGCAGUGGCUGCUGGACAGUUUCACCAAAGGCAGUUUACUCCCAGAAUCAGACCACCUCCAUCCUGAGUGUCUGCCCCCUGCUGUGGCCUCUGUAUCUGUGUCGGCCCGUCACACUCCCACCUCCCGGUCCUCAGUUGGUCCCCCGGUGGCCAGUCCUGGCACUCCCAGGCAAAAGAGAGCAGAGGAGGAUCUGCUAUCACAGUACAUGGAUGAUGACCCAACAGUGGUUGACAUGCCUCCACCAGCAACAGAGAGCAACAGCAGGAAGUCCAUGAGCACAGUUGCAGUGCCUCAUCCUGAACCCCAGGCGACAAACCAGACCAGAGGAGCAGAGCCAGACUCGAUCCUGCAGGAGGCCAGCGAGGCAGGCCUGUUUGUUGGGAAAUGUUUCCUCCUUGUGGGCUUUGGCGCUGAGGCCGAAGCCCAGCUCUCUCUGCUGGUGACGGAACAUGGAGGCACGGUGCUGAUGGGUCGUACACGGGUUGUGGCUGACUAUGCCGUGGUGCCACUGUUGGGCUGUUCGGUGGAGGCCACAGUGGACGAGGUGGUCACUGAUACCUGGCUGGCCAUGUGUGUGGAGAAGGAGUGUAUUCUGCAGCUUUCCUCCAACCCUUUGUUCACCCCGGUGCCUGUGAUGGACGGACGUUUACCUCUCAAGGAUUGUGUCCUCUCCGUCAGUCAGUUUACUGGAGCAGAGAGAGAGUCUCUGGUGGAGCUGGCCAAGCACCUUGGAGCCAAUGUUCAAGAUUACUUUGUGCGCCUGGCUAACCAGAAGAAAGGCAUGCUGGCCAGCACUCAUCUGGUGUUGCAGAGUCCGGAAGGCACAAAGUACCAGGCAGCAAAGAAAUGGGGGCUUCCUGCUGUGACCAUGCACUGGUUAUUAGAGUCUGCACGGACGGGCCAGAGGGCAGAAGAGGAGCGAUUUCUAGUUGACCUCCCACCCUCACCAGAGAGGGAUGAAGAGAGUUUUGUCAGUGGUUCUCAGAAGCCAACCAUGCCUCCUCCAGUUUGUUUGUCUCCGGAGAUCCCUUUGCUGGGUGUCCAGAGCGGUAAGGCCGUUACCCCACUGGAUUUAGGUCGCUUUCAGAGCAAAGUUUUCCGAUCUGUUUUGGACGAGAUGAAGCCCAAAGAAGACAUCAGCACCCCAAAACAAAACCAGGAGGGUGGCAGAAGGAAACCACUUCAAAAGGAGCCCUCCCUGCAGCUGGACACUCCCUCUCGUUUCCUCAGCAGAGACCAGCUCUUCAGGCCCUCCUUUGAUAUCAAGGAUGCACUAGGAGCUUUAGAGACUCCAGGUGGGAGAUCCAAACCGGGAGAGAGGGUGGAGACUCCACUGACGGAUGUCAUCAACAGGAACCUGAAGGUGGCUCUGGCUAAUAGCACCCGCAGUACUGUCUCAGCGAUGCAGGCAGUCUCAGCUAGCCCCCAGCUUACCAAGACAACUGAGAAGGAGGCUCCAGAAAAAGAAGCUGGUCCCCUGACUGGUGUUGUGAUCUGUGUGGGAAAGAAGCUGAGCAAAAUGCAGAGUGAACUAAACGCUAUCGCUGCCUCGCUUGGAGCUGACUUCAGGUGGGCUUGUGAUGAUACAGUGACGCACUACAUCUACCAGGGCCGUGUGGGGGACAACACCCGGGAAUACAGAGGAGUGAAGGAGAGAGGACUGCAUGUGGUCUCCCAGUACUGGCUGGAGGCUUGUGCUGACGAGCAGAGGCACGUCCCGGAGUCUCUGUAUCCUUUCACCUACAACCCCAAGAUGAGCCUGAACCUGAGCCAAGUGCCCAACAGCUCUCAGAGGUCCACAACUGUAACACGAACACAACUCAAAGAGGCAAAGGACAACAAAUCUGAGCACAAUGCCACAGAGGAAGCUACGACCCCACGUCGUGUAAGUGAUGGAAGUGUAGAUCAAGAAGAGAUGAAUGAUCCUGCAGAAAGGAGUGAUCUUUCAGAGACUCUGGAAAUGAGAGAGAACCUGCAAAGACAGCUCCAGGAGAUCAUGUCAGCCACCAAGUUGACGACAGGGAGACGUACCUCAGUCAGACUCACCAGGAUGGGGUCUGGAGGCGCCGAUUCGAGGCCACAGACACCCGAUGGGAGCAGAGUCGGACGUAGUGGGAGCAGACGGACUCUAGAAGCUCUGAGGGUUACCAGAGAAGCAGCCAUGGACCUGAACACAGAGCCGUCCCAGAGUGAGCAGAUAGUUUGGGAUGACCCUACAGCCAGGGAGGAGAGGGCCAAGCUGGCUGACAAUUUACAGUGGCCUGGUAGUCCCUCACAGUAUUCAGAGCCCCUCGCACCUCCACCUCCCCCCACUGCAGAAGACAGCCCCCAGAUCAGGGACUCCAUGACAGACUCUGAGCUGGUGGAGAUGGCUGCUUGUGAUGUCAUUGACCAGCAAAUGGGCCAGAAAGUUGCAACCCCUCCAUCAAAAGAGACAGAAAAUGACAUCCUCACUCCUAAAGCCCCCAGCAUCGCCUUCCCUCUUGCCAACCCCCCAGUAGCACCAGAGCCACAGGAGGAGCAAGAGGAAGCAAAGAAGCCACCCAGAUUUCAGCUAUCCUCCCUCAGCCCUCAGGAACGCAUUGAUUACAGUCACCUCAUCGAGGAGCUUGGUGGUGUAGUCCUGGACAAGCAGUCUUUUGACUCCAGCUGCUCCCACAUCAUCGUAGGGACUCCUCUGCGCAACGAGAAGUACCUGGCAGCAAUGGCAGCCGGAAAGUGGAUCCUGCACCGCUCGUAUCUGGAGGCCUGCCGAUCAGUGGGUCGCUUCAUCCAGGAGGAUGAGUAUGAGUGGGGCAGUAGCUCCAUACUGGAUGCGUUGCCCUCCAUCACCUCCCAGCAGAGGAGACUGGCGUUGGCUGCCAUGCGCUGGAGGAAAGCCCUGCAGGGGCGCCCUGAACAUAGGGGUGCCUUCAGUGGAUGGACAGUCAUGCUGAACAUCGACCAGAACAGAGAAUCAGGCUUCAGGCGGUUACUACAGUCUGGCGGAGCGAAGGUUCUACCCAGUCCCUCCCCAUCCUUGUACAAAGAGACCACCCACCUGUUUGCAGACUUCAGUCGGCUGAAGCCCGGAGAAUUCAGAGUGGAUGUAUCAGAGGCUACCUUCCAAAGAGUCAUGUGCUUGAAGCCAGAGUACAUCGCAGACUACCUCAUGCAGGAGCCCACUCCACCUAUUGAGCUGUACUACCUGAGUGAAGCUCCCCCUGAGGAAACUCCAGGCACUCCGUCACGUAAACGUAAAGCAGCAGCCGACGCCUCCAGGCUGAAAAAGAGCCGUCUGACGUGAAAUGUAACUCUUAAAUAUUGUCAUCGAAAUCCUCCUCCCUGUGAAAAUUAGUGUAAAUUAGAUUUUCUUUUUAUUUCCUGUAUGAAAAUAAAAUAAAUGUAGCACUG
Seriola aureovittata is the source of this 5083-nucleotide messenger RNA. It is a transcript of the gene topbp1, whose product is annotated as DNA topoisomerase II binding protein 1. The record is from RefSeq and is a predicted model, not a curated record. Gene Ontology annotation, biological process: DNA replication initiation; mitotic G2 DNA damage checkpoint signaling; mitotic DNA replication checkpoint signaling. The coding region runs from base 417 to 4976 and encodes 1519 amino acids. The transcript is spliced from 28 exons. NCBI's taxonomy places the organism in Eukaryota, Metazoa, Chordata, Actinopteri, Carangiformes, Carangidae.